CCUUUAAAAAACGAUAAAAUACUAUGAAGAAGAGGUGCGAACGUGUUUAAGUAGCGAACGUCUGAACUUAGUACACGUUUCAUUCUAAGUAUAUAAUAUAAUAAUGGCAUAGAUCGAUGAAAAAUCGAUCAUGAUCGAUCGAUUAUAGAAGAAGACAUCAAAAUUUAGCAAAGAUAAGCCGCCACAACCGAGAACCAACCACUGACAGGAGGAGGAGACUAAACAUGUUCGGCACUAACCCGCUCUCUAUGCCCGCGGUCAUGGAACUGGUCGUUGCUUUGCUCCUACUUCUUCUAGUCGAUUCAGGAUUAAAUCAAAGGAAUGAAAGGAGUAUAUUCUGGGAUUACGAUUACGAUCCAGAUUCAGAAAAAGGUCUCUUCCCUUCUGUAUUUAACUUAGCGACAAGUGCCAAAAUUACUACAAAUGCAACCUGUGGAGAAACAGGACCCGAAAACUAUUGCAAACUUGUGGAGCAUGUUUUUAUGCGAGAGCCUCAAUGUGGAAUCUGUGAUGCAAGUAAUCCAUCGAAACGACAUCCAAUUACAAAUGCCAUUGAUGGUACUAAUAGAUGGUGGCAGAGUCCAACAUUACAAAAUGGAAAACAGUUUGAAUGGGUGACUAUUACACUUGAUCUCAAACAGGUUUAUCAAGUUGCUUAUGUUAUUGUGAAAGCUGCAAUAUCUCCAAGACCUGGAAAUUGGAUAUUAGAACAUUCAUUGGAUGGUUUAAAUUAUCAACCAUGGCAAUAUUAUGUGAUAAGUGAUAGUGAAUGCUGGGAAAUAUAUCGUAUACCUCCAACAUUAGGAACACCUAAAUAUAGGAGUGAUGAUGAAGUUAUAUGUACCUCAUACUAUUCCAAAUUAAAUCCUUUUGAGAAUGGAGAAAUUCAUACAUCACUAGUUAAUGGUCGACCUGGAGUAGAUGGCCCAAGUGAUACUUUAAGGAAAUUUACAACAGCAAGAUAUGUAAGAUUAAGAUUACAAAAGAUUAGAACUUUAAAUGCUGAUCUUAUGACCUUACAAACAAAUGACCCAGAAAGAAUUGAUAAGGCAGUGACAAUGAGAGUGAGUAUUACUAUUGUUUAUACUGCUUUGAAACAACAAUGUAAGUGUGAACAUAAUACGUGUGGUGAAAAUUGUGAUUUUUGUUGUCCAUUAUACAAUCAAAAAGCAUGGCGAGCAGGAAAUACUACAGAUGGAGCUGUUUGUGAAAUGUGUCAAUGUUUUGGUCAUGCAGAAAGUUGUUAUUAUGAUCAAAAUGUAGCUGAUAGAAGAGAAAGUCUUAACAUUGAAGGACAAUAUGAAGGAGGAGGUGUUUGUGAAAACUGUAAGCAUAAUACUGCUGGUGUUAAUUGUGAACAGUGUGCUGAUGGAUAUUAUCGAAAUGCUAAACAGGAUAGCUAUUCUCGUUGUCAAAAAUGUAAAUGUACAGCACCUGGAAUGACUGGAAUAUGUGUGAAAGAUGGUUCACAUUUACAAGAAGGAUUGAAACAACAAUGUAAGUGUGAACAUAAUACGUGUGGUGAAAAUUGUGAUUUUUGUUGUCCAUUAUACAAUCAAAAAGCAUGGCGAGCAGGAAAUACUACAGAUGGAGCUGUUUGUGAAAUGUGUCAAUGUUUUGGUCAUGCAGAAAGUUGUUAUUAUGAUCAAAAUGUAGCUGAUAGAAGAGAAAGUCUUAACAUUGAAGGACAAUAUGAAGGAGGAGGUGUUUGUGAAAACUGUAAGCAUAAUACUGCUGGUGUUAAUUGUGAACAGUGUGCUGAUGGAUAUUAUCGAAAUGCUAAACAGGAUAGCUAUUCUCGUUGUCAAAAAUGUAAAUGUACAGCACCUGGAAUGACUGGAAUAUGUGUGAAAGAUGGUUCACAUUUACAAGAAGGAUUGGCACCAGGAGAUUGUCUUUGCAAAGAAGGUUUUACAGGGAAAAAUUGCAAUGAAUGUGCAAAGGGAUACAGAAAUUAUCCGUUUUGUGAACCUUGCCCUUGUCAUUUUGCUGGAACAGUGGAUGGAACAACAUGUGAAGGAAGUUGUACCUGUAAAAUAAAUGUUGAAGGAAUUAGAUGUGAUAAAUGCAAAGAAGGAUAUUAUCAUUUAUCUGCAGACAAUCCUGAUGGAUGCUCACCUUGUUUCUGUUUUGGAGUUUCUAAAAACUGUACUUCAAGUGAUUGGGGUAUUGAAAUUAUUACUAAAACAGAAGGAUGGUUAGUGACAGAUAUUGAUGGACAUCGAAUUGCUUAUCCUACUAUGCAUAAUAAGCAAUUUAUGAUUGCUAAUGAUGAUAUGCUACCUUAUGAUAAUUAUUAUUGGUUAGCUCCAAAAGAUUAUAUAGGAAAGAAGUUAUAUUCAUAUGGAGGAGAAUUAUCAUUCCGUAUUAGAUAUAUCAUAGCUAGAGGUGACACAUCAGGUCAAUAUACAGAAGAUCCAGAUGUAAUAUUAGAGGGUAAUAAUGUACGUCUUGGAUAUAAUUGGGGUAUGCAUCCAGAAGAAGACACUUUUACUAUCAGAAUGCCUUUGAGAGAACAAAAUUGGUUCUAUAUUACAAGUACAGGUCGAGCAAGUCCUGUUAGCAGAGAAACAUUUACAUUUGUUCUGAAUAAUGUAAAUAGACUUCUUAUUCGUGCAAAAUUUCAUACAGAUCAAGUGGAAGGAAUUUUAAAAGACAUUGGAUUAGAAACUGCAUCUAAAUCUUCCAAGAGCUUAAAGAAAAUGGUUGCUGUUGAAAAAUGCAUUUGCCCAUUAGGCUAUACAGGACUAUCUUGUGAGUUAUGUGUACCAGGUUUCAGACGUGUAAAUAGUACAUUACCUGGAGGUGUUUGUCAAAAAUGCGAUUGCUAUAAUCAUGCUGAAUCCUGUGAUGCUAUUACUGGAGAGUGUCAGAAUUGUCUGCAUCAUACCACUGGAGAUAAAUGUGAUCGUUGUUUACCAGGUUAUUAUGGUGAUGCAAGAGAAGGAACAUCAGGAGAUUGUAAACGAUGUGCUUGUCCAUUAGAGAACCCAGAAAAUAAUUUUUCUCCAACAUGCAGAGAAAUUACACCUGAAGCAGGUGUAAAAGAUUAUAUUUGUUUGUCAUGUCCUCCUGGAUAUGAAGGAAAUAAAUGUGAAAGAUGCAGUGAUGGUUAUUUUGGCAAUCCUAAAGUUCCUGGUGGUUUUUGUCAAGUCUGUGACUGUAAUAAUAAUGUAGAUACUUCCAUUAGUGGUUAUUGUGAUCAUGUUACAGGGCAGUGUUUAAGGUGUUUGGGAAAUACUGGAGGAUGGAACUGUGGUGAAUGUUUAGACAGACAUUAUGGCAAUCCAAAACUUCAGGAUUGUAGACCAUGUGAUUGUAAUCAGCAUGGCUCUGAAUUUGAUGAGUGUGAUCAAACCACAGGGCAGUGUAUUUGCAAACCUAAUUACCUUGGAAGAAAGUGUGAUAGAUGUGCUGAUGGAUAUGGCAACAUUGAAGCCGGUUGUGUUCCUUGUUGGUGUAAUCGGAUUGGUGCAAAAUCAGAAACUUGUGAUCCAAUAACUGGCCGUUGUAUAUGUAAGCCAGGUGUAUUUGGUGCAAGAUGUGAUUCAUGUCUUGAGAAUCAUUAUGGAUAUUCUGAAGAAGGAUGUAAAGCAUGUGAUUGUUAUCUUAUUGGUUCUGUUGAUCGUCGGUGUGAUGAAACAUCUGGACAGUGUGCUUGUAAACAUCAUGUCACUGGUCGAAGAUGUGAUCACUGUGAACCUGGUUAUUGGAAUAUAGCAUCAAGGGAUGGAUGCGAACAAUGCCGUUGUAACAAUACUGGAAUUUUAUCACCUGUUUGUGAGGAAACUACUGGACAAUGUAAUUGUAAACCUGGAAUUGGUGGCAAGGAAUGUGAUCGAUGUCUUAGUGGUUAUUAUGGUUAUACAUCAAGAGGAUGUCGUCAAUGUGAUCCAUGUGACGUACCAGGACGAAUCUGCGAUCCCAAAAAUGGUAGAUGUGUUUGUCCUCCAUACACAGAAGGAGAUAGAUGUCAGUUUUGUACUCCAAAUGCCCAUGGUUAUGAUCCUAUUGGAGGUUGUGAACCAUGUAACUGCAAUCCUAGGGGAUCUAUCAAUCAAAAAUGUGAUGACGUAACAGGAAAUUGUUUCUGUCAAGAAGGAUUCGAAGGACGACAUUGUGAUAAAUGCAAAUUUGGUUAUUAUCAAUUUCCAAAUUGUUUCAAAUGUGAUUGCAAUUCUGCAGGUACUGAUCUUACUAGAUGUCAUCUGGAUGAAGGUCAAUGUCAAUGUGAUGAAAGAGGACAAUGUCCCUGUAAGGAAAAUGUUAUUGGAAAAACAUGUGAUAGAUGUAAAGAAAAUGCAUUUGGAUUAUUAGAAACAUAUUCUAAAGGAUGUUUUGAAUGUUUUUGUUUUGGUCGCACUCAACAGUGUAAUCAAGCAAAUUUAAUGUGGUCAAAGUUAACAGCACCAGACAGAGAAGUGGAAUUCGGAGUCGGAAAUGAUGAAAUAUCUACUCUUCAAGGUUUCAGAGUAAUACCAGGACAAACUCUUAAUACUAAAAUGAAUAUACCAUAUGUUUUAGAUCAACCUUUAUAUUGGAAUUUACCAAAAGAAUUUUUAGGAGAUAAAGUAUUAUCAUAUAAUGGAAGACUACAGUUUUCUGUUACAAGUCAUAGUGGAAGCCAUUUUCCUGAUGCAUUUCUACAUCGAUAUCCAUUAGUGAUAAUUCAAGGCAAUGGACGUCUUGUUCUGACACAUACGCCUCGAUUUCUUUCCAAUCAAUAUACUGUUCAUUUGCAUGAGGAUGAAUGGCAAGAUCAUGAAAAUCCUCAAACUCCUGUUACUCGAGCUAUGAUAAUGAUAGCAUUGCAAAGAUUACAGUUGAUCUUAAUAAGAGCUACCACGGGCUCUGAUGUUAAAUAUGCAAGACUAAAUGAUUUGAGUCUGGAAGUAGCAGAAGGAUCUUUUCAUCAGAAUCCUCUACCAGCUCAUGGUGUAGAAGUGUGUUAUUGUCCUCCCAAAUAUACAGGAUCAUCUUGUCAGGAUCCAGCACCUGGUUAUUAUCGUAAACGUAAACCAAAUUAUCCUGAUUAUAAAAAUAUUUUGGAUCUAGUUGGAUGGGCAGAGCCAUGUAAUUGUAAUAAUCGCAGUAAGAUCUGUGAUCAAGAAACUGGAAUAUGCAUUAAUUGUACAGAUUAUAGUACUGGACCACAUUGUGAAAGUUGUAUAAAAGGAUUUUAUGAAGAUCUCAAUAAUAAAAGAUGUCUACCAUGUUCUUGUCCUCUGCCUACUAACAGGUUUAGUGACACCUGCAGAUCUGAUGGAAUUGAUUACAUUUGUAUUAAUUGUCAGCAAGGUUAUACUGGUCGUCAUUGUGAAAGAUGUGCAGAUGGAUAUUAUGGAAACCCAAAUGUACCAGGAGGAUCAUGCGAACCCUGUAACUGCAAUACAUAUGGAUCAAAAAGUCAGAUAUGUGAUAAAGUUACUGGCAAAUGUCUUUGUUUAGAAGGAUUAGUUAGCAGAGAUUGUUCGGAAUGCAAAUCUCGUCACAUAUUGACUGAAUAUGGCUGUAAAUAUUUAGUUGCUCAAUUGGAAAGACAUGGUCAAGAUCCAAGCAGACCAGGAUCAACUACUGGUAGAUUGUUAGAUGAAGCAGAAAGAAUUCUAAGAGAAUUAAAAAAGAGAGAUUUUGAACCUAAAAGGAGACAAGCAGAAAAGGAAUUGAAAAUAAGUGAGUGUACUGGAGCACUAUUUGCAGAUUUAGAUUAUAUGAAUGACCUACUAAAUAAAGUCGACUUAUCAAAUAUAUCAGUUAUUCCUUGGGCCUAUUUACUUUCACUUCAAAAUCAAUCGAAAGCACUAAUUGAACCGGUAAAUAUAUAUGUAAAAAGAAUUGCUUUUGGAAAGAAACUCAUUGAUAACUUUACGAUAUACUUUGAUCUGGAAAGUUUAGCAGAUAUAUUAUUUGUAGAGUCUAGGGAUAUGGCAGCUAAAGCUAUAUUAAUAGCUUCUAAUGCUGAAAGAGAAUUAUUGGAUGCAAAUGAAUUGUUAAAAGAAAUCCAAAAUUUACGUAAACAACUUGCAGAUUUAGUUGCUCAAUUGGAAAGACAUGGUCAAGAUCCAAGCAGACCAGGAUCAACUACUGGUAGAUUGUUAGAUGAAGCAGAAAGAAUUCUAAGAGAAUUAAAAAAGAGAGAUUUUGAACCUAAAAGGAGACAAGCAGAAAAGGAAUUGAAAAAAGCCCGUGAUCUGUUAGAACGAGUUAAAGGUUUAACGCUUGACAGAGAUCAUUUAGAUGACUUGCGCGAUCGAUUAGAUGUAUUAGAACAUGCAUUAAUUAAUAGUAUAAAGUUAAUUAAUGAAGAUGUAAAACAACCUACCCAUCAAGCUCAAAAUAUUAUUCAAGGUACACGUGGAGCAUUAGAAGAAAUACAAGAUGCUAUUGAUAAGAUACUUGAGGUAGCAGCUAAAGCCAAUAAAACAUUAACAGAUGCAGAUAAAAUAUUAGAAAAAGCUAGAAAUGCUGUCAUUGAUGCCGAUGUCAAGUAUGAUUCCUUGGGACGUGUCUCAAGAGAAUUGGAUAAUGCUACAAAUGAACUGGAAGAAAAAUUUAGUAUUUUAUCUCGUUUGAAUCCAUUGUAUAAGGAAAAAUAUGUCAUUCCUGCUCAAAAACAUGCUGAAUAUUUAGAAAAACAAGCAGAACAUCUAGUGAAUUUAUUUAAUGCUACAAGAGCAGUCUCUGUCUUGCCAAAAGAAGCAGCUCAAUCAUACCAGUCUAUUGUUGAUGCUCUUAAUGCUGCCAAAGAAGCUGCUCACAAAGCCAAUGAUGCUGCUGAAAAUGCAUAUCGUCAAGCUUAUCCCAUAGCUGAUACUAAUCUUCCUGAAAAAGCAGAAAAAGCUAAAGAUGAAAGUUUGAGAUUAUUAGAAGAUGCAAAAGUAUUAAAAAAUGAAGAUGUUCCUGAAUUAGAUGAACUUUUAUUUGGAAAAAGGCAUGCUCUAGAUGCAAUAGGGAGAAUUCUUCGUCAAGGGCAAAGAGGUCUUGAUAUUGUUAAUCGUGAUUUGGAUGGACUUCAUUCAGGUAUACCUGAUGUACUAAGACAAGCAGAAGUCAAACAACAAAGAGCUGCUGUUAAAAUAGAUGAAGGAAAGAGGAAAGUUGAUGAGAUCAAUGACCUUAUUGAAAAAGAAUUAUAUCCACGACUUGACUUAUUGACAACAGGCACUAAAGCUGGUUUAGAAAAUUUCACACAAAUAAUUGAAAAAGCAAGAUCAGAUAUAAAAGGAGCAUCAAAAACAGCAGACAUUGCAGAUGAAGUUAAAGAUAAUGUUUCAAAUACACAUGCAAGAAUGCAAUUAAAUCUUAAAGAGUUAAAAGAUAAAAUUUUAUUAGCUCGUCAAAAAGCAUCUAGUAUUCGUGUAUCAAUUGGUUCUAAGAGAAAUAAAUGUGUACGAUCUUUCAAACCCGAUAUUGAGCCAACGACGACAAAUAAUAUAAUUAUUAAUUUUGCCGUAAAGAGUGAAAAUCAAAAUAGUCUGUUAUUAUUCUUAGGAAGUUCUAAAACAGAUGACUUUAUGGCAGUAGAAAUGGUAAACAGAAAAAUUAGAUUUUUAUGGAAUGCCGGAGGAGGAACACAAGUCAUUCAGCAUAAUUUGACAAUUGAAACAAACGAUCAGCAACUUUCAAGAAAUGAGCAAUGGUACAAAAUUGAAGUUCAAAGAUUUGGUAACAUAGCUAGUUUAAGUGUGAAACCCACACCAGAUGGAAAAAAGCACGAUCCUUACGAAGUUGUAGGAGCAUCACCUGCAGGUUUUUCCAAGAUGGAUUUAGAUGCUUCUUCAUAUUUUUAUAUUGGAGGACUACCUCCUGGUUACAAGGCACCUAAAGAACUAAAAUCUCGUACGCUAGGAGUUUGUAUUUAUGAAGUGAUUUUAGAUGGAAAAGCUGUGGGUUUAUGGAAUUUCCAAACAAAUGUUGGCUGUGAAGGUUGCAAAGAAGGUGCCACUGAAGAUAUUGAUUCUAGUGCAUAUCAGUUGAAUGGCGAUGGUUAUGCUAUUUUGCCACAAAUAAAACGUUACAAUAAAAAUAUUUAUCAAGUUACGAUUUGGUUUAAGACAUAUGAUGAAAAUUCUUUGCUUUUUAUGGCUCCUGGCAAAAAUGGAGAUUAUGUUUCAUUGGAACUUAAAAAUGGUCACAUAGUUUAUCAUCUCAGUUUGGGAGGUUCAUCUAAUUUAAUUUUGAGAAGCAAGAAAAAAUAUAAUAAUGCUCAAUGGACUCAAGUUGCUGCUGGAAGAGAGAAAUUAAAUGGACAACUUGCAGUUGAAGAUGAAUUCCUUGAAUCUACAAUUCAAAAAGGAGGUCCUGCAACACUAGAUAUUCAAGACAGUCAACUCUAUUAUGGUGGCGUACCACCAAAUUUCUCUACAUCAAAUUGGCCUGAAAUUACAUUUCAGAAUUUUCUUGGUUGUAUGAAAGAUCUGCAAAUAGAUACGACGCCCAUUGAUUUGUUGAAAAAUGUUGCAUAUGGAAUAGAAGGAGGCUGUAUAGAUAAAUCUAUUAAAGUGGCAAGCUUUCGUGGAACAGGAUAUUUAGAACUGAAAGGUCAACCAUUACCUCAAGAUUCUAGUUUUGGGUUUUCAUUUCAAACAAAUCAAAAAGAUGCUCUUCUAUUAUUGUCAGUAUUUGAAAGAAAAAGAAGUCCAGACAAUAGACAAAAGCACUAUUAUUUUAUUGCAAUUAUUGAUGGAAAGUUGGAAGUUAAAGUUAAUAGCGGUAACGAUAUUAGUGAAAUGUCAUCUGAUGUUACUAUCAAUGAUGGAGAAUAUCAUACAGUGACACUUAUUAAAAGAAAGAGAAAUAUUUCUAUGAGAAUUGAUGACGAAGAAGUCAGCCAUCUCAGACUUCCCAAAGGAAUUAGAGAUAUUGAAGCAACAAGUGAAGGCAGAUUAUAUUUUGGAGGAAUUCCACCAGAUUUUGAGGUUGAUUCAGACAUAUCAUCACGACCACGUUUCCAUGGAACCAUUAAAGAUGCCAUUUUUAAUGACAAAUUAUUAAAUUUUAAUGAACCAUUGAGAUUCGAAGGAGUAGGGAUUGGGCGUACCAGUUCAACAGCACUGAAUUCACAAUUUCUGUUAGCACAUCCAACUGAAAGCUGUGCUAAAAACAUACCACACAAUAUAGAAAAGAAAGCUGUAAAUUUUGGUGGUUCGUCAAAAGGAUUUGUACAUGUAAAUUUAGCAAAAAGAGAGAUUUCUCGGGAUUUUACAUUAGGUUUUGAUUUUCGCACAUAUGAAAACUAUGGAUUGAUAUUGUUGCUCCAAAAUACCAAAAGAAAACAUCAUUUUGCGAUAAUGAUUGAAAAGAAUCACUUGGUAGUAGAUUUAUUAACAAAACAAGAUAAAAUCAAACUUCAACUAGUAGGAAUAGUUAAUGAUGGAAAUUGGCAUAGUGUUGCAGUUAGGAAAAGCAAAAGACAAAUGUGGAUUGUAUUGGAUGGCAGAGAGAAGGAAGUAGAAGUUAAUCGUCGGUUCAAUUUUAAGAACAUCCUACAUAUUGGAAAUGUAAAGAAUGCAGUGCUCAGCAAGCAAUUGGUUAAAGAGAAAUUUCAAGGAUGUAUAAGAAAUUUACAUGUUAAUGAGAAAUACAGAGAAAUUCCUGAAGAUCCUACAUAUGGAACGAGUCCUUGUAUUUCUUCUGUUGAGCAGGGAGCAUACUUUAAUGAUGGUGCUUAUGCUGUAUUUGGUAAGUACGGUAGACCUUCUAUAAAACGGGUUCAUGUAGUUCGGAUUCCUAUAUAAUGGCGAAAAAAUUGCUACCAUA
Messenger RNA from Centruroides sculpturatus (bark scorpion), 9759 nucleotides. Its product is annotated as laminin subunit alpha-1-like. NCBI's taxonomy places the organism in Eukaryota, Metazoa, Arthropoda, Arachnida, Scorpiones, Buthidae. Gene Ontology annotation, molecular function: signaling receptor binding. The transcript is spliced from 64 exons. Gene Ontology annotation, biological process: regulation of embryonic development; regulation of cell adhesion; regulation of cell migration. The record is from RefSeq and is a predicted model, not a curated record. Bases 225 to 9737 code for a protein of 3170 amino acids. Gene Ontology annotation, cellular component: basement membrane.